Mya arenaria is the source of this 1211-nucleotide messenger RNA. Its product is annotated as meiotic recombination protein DMC1/LIM15 homolog. Gene Ontology annotation, biological process: DNA strand invasion; DNA repair; DNA recombinase assembly. NCBI's taxonomy places the organism in Eukaryota, Metazoa, Mollusca, Bivalvia, Myida, Myidae. Bases 41 to 1069 code for a protein of 342 amino acids. Gene Ontology annotation, cellular component: condensed nuclear chromosome; nucleus. The transcript is spliced from 13 exons. Gene Ontology annotation, molecular function: ATP binding; DNA strand exchange activity; ATP-dependent DNA damage sensor activity. The record is from RefSeq and is a predicted model, not a curated record.
UUUCGUUGUGUAUCAAUUUCAUACCAUUGCAGCUUUUAAAAUGCUAGAGGCUGAGGACCAGGUGGUUGAAGAGGCUGUUGGUGUUGAUGAUGACGAAGAGUCACUUUUCCAAGACAUUGAUUUGCUCCAGAAUCAUGGCAUAAAUGUUGCUGAUAUUAAAAAGUUGAAGCAAAGUGGCAUUUGCACAAUUAAGGGCGUUCAAAUGACCACCCGUAAAAAGCUAUGCAAUAUCAAGGGUAUUUCAGAAGCUAAAAUGGAGAAAAUCAAAGAAGCUGCCAACAAAUUAAUAGAUCCUGGAUUUUUAACAGCUUUAGAGUAUGCUGACAAAAGGAAAUGUGUCUUCAGCAUUACAAGUGGGAGUCAAGAGUUGGACAAACUACUUGGUGGUGGUAUUGAGAGUAUGGCUAUCACAGAAGCUUUUGGGGAAUUCAGGACUGGGAAAACGCAGCUAUCCCAUACCUUGUGCGUGACUGCGCAACUUCCUGGAGCAAAUGGCUACACCGGAGGCAAAGUCGUUUUCAUUGAUACGGAGAACACGUUUCGGCCAGACAGACUGCGGGACAUAGCUGACAGGUUCAAUCUUGACCAGAGUGCAGUCUUGGACAAUGUUCUUUACGCCAGAGCUUAUACAAGUGAACAUCAGUACGAGUUGCUGGAUUAUGUUGCAGCUAAGUUUUAUGAAGAAAGCGGAGUCUUCAAACUUCUGAUCAUGGACUCCAUCAUGGCCCUUUUUCGAGUAGACUUCAGUGGUCGCGGAGAACUGGCAGACAGACAGCAGAAACUCGCACAGAUGCUUUCAAAACUCCAGAAAAUUGCUGAAGAAUACAAUGUGGCUGUGUUCAUCACAAACCAGAUGACUGCAGAUCCGGGGGCAGCUAUGUCGUUCGCCGUGGACCCGAAAAAGCCUAUUGGCGGCCACAUCCUGGCCCACGCCUCCACCACAAGACUCAGUCUAAGGAAGGGUAGGGGAGAGACCAGGAUAUGCAAGAUAUACGAUAGCCCGGACAAACCAGAAAGCGAAGCUACGUUUGCCAUCACACAAGGAGGCAUCAAUGACGCUAAGGAGUGAAUCUUGUGUAUCGGCCUUGCUGCAACAGUAACAUAUAAGCAAUUGUUUCUACAUAUAUGCCGUUACGUUUCUUCUUUCUUAAUCAUGACACUUGUUCUUUUCAUAUUUACUUGUCUGUGAUGUUUGAAUUCUUUUGAUUGAA